UCGGGGGGCGGGGCCAGGGCGGGAAUCGGCGGCCUCUGCGGCGAUCGUGGGACACGUCGAGCCGGGCAGUAGUGGCGGGGGCUUGGUCGAAGUCCAGACCGGUGAGGGGAUCCGGGUCCGAGAGGAAGGCACCGGCGGCGGAGCUCGACCUGGGAAGACUUUUCUGCUGACUGUCAUCUUUUUCUGGAAAACUGGAUCCUUCGGACCAUAUGGGGAUGAACCAUAUGGGGAUGAACCAUAUGGAGAUGAACCACAUGGACCACAACAGUACCAUGCCACCUCACCAUCACCCGACCACUUCGGCCUCACACAAUCAUGGUGGAGGACACAGCAUGAAGAUGCCUAUGACCUUCUACUUUGGCUUUAAGGAUGUGAACCUAUUGUUUUCCGGUUUGGUAAUCAACACACCUGGAGAGAUGGCUGGAGCUUUUGUGGCAGUGUUUUUACUAGCAAUGUUUUAUGAAGGACUCAAGAUAGCCCGAGAGGGUCUGCUGCGAAAGUCUCAAGUCAGCAUUCGCUACAAUUCCAUGCCUGUCCCAGGACCAAAUGGAACCAUUCUUAUGGAGACACACAAAACUGUUGGGCAGCAGAUGCUGAGCUUCCCCCACCUCCUGCAGACGGUGCUGCACAUCAUCCAGGUGGUCAUCAGCUACUUCCUCAUGCUUAUCUUCAUGACCUACAAUGGGUACCUGUGCAUUGCAGUAGCAGCAGGGGCUGGGACAGGAUACUUCCUCUUCAGCUGGAAGAAGGCAGUGGUAGUGGACAUCACAGAGCAUUGCCAUUAACAUCAGACUCCACAUGUGGCCUUACCAAUCGCUGUAGGAAGCAUCUUGGGACUGGAAUAUAUGAUUCCCUCUCCAGUCAUCCCUUCUCUUUCCUGUCUCUUUAAACACACACACCUACUGAAUAGAGGCAUAGUUGACAGUCUCUGAAUAGUGUUUUUUUUUUUUUUUUUCAGUAAGGUGAAACUGACUUUUCUCUUGAGAAGCCACCUCUGAGAUGUCUUCUCCUUCAUCAUCCUGAGCCUUGUCUAAUCUAGGUAGCUUCCCAGUUAAUGACUUGGUUAUCUGCUUCUUUUUACUUUUCUGUUUUGGGGUUUUUCUUUCUGUGCAUUUUUGUUUUAAACAGAUAAUAUGUAUUUUUGGUGGGUGGAGUUCUAGGUCAGUGAUGGAAAGGGAUUUUGACUUCAAACAAGGUUAAAGGCAAUUAGGGAAAUCUCACCCAACCGGAACUUAAAUUUCACACUAGAAGAUAAGCUCUAAUCUCAACUCAGUAAGUGGGAAACACACUGUGCCUUUCUCUAGGUAUGAUGUGUUACAAUGAAAUUCUUGUCGUGUGUGGUGAGUGGUUAGGGACUAAAUACAGGCCUAGAGUUUGUGGAGUAUGUAUUCUUCCUCACUCACCAACUUGUGUUCCCACUAAACAUUUUGAUUAAAAUGAACUUACCAAUCAAAACAAAACAGGACAAUCAUUUUAAGACAACAGAAAUAGAGAUUGUUAAAUAAAACUAUUUUACUUUGACUCAGUACCUUAGUUUGUCCCAGCUGAACAAGAAUUGUAUUGCUUUUAUACCUAUUGUUUUUGUGUGUCUCCUAAAACCAAUGAUUUUCAAACUUUAGAGUACUUCAGAAUCACCCAGAGGGCUUGUUAAGACCCUGCUUGGUGGACCUCAAUCACAGAACCACCAAAUCUGGCAUUUCUAAAUUCCUAGGUGAUGUUUCUAUUGACAGUCCAGAGGAUUACCCUAAGAGUCUUUGCAUUAAACUAGCAAAGUUGCACCUAGAAGGGACAGAGGGUGGGACUACCUGAUAUAAGGCAUAAGCAUCUGACUUGCUGGUUGGAAGGUGGUAUCUCUUGGGCACAUGCCACAUCUAAAUGUUGCUGGUCAAUACUUAAUCAUUCCCCAAACAUUUAUUCAGUCCCAGAUACCCUUUAUGUGUACUCAUACACAAACGUGUGUGGGAUUCCAGCCAAAGUACACUUAGCAUAUAUGAAGUCUCUAGUCCUGACUUUUAAAGAUCUGAGGGUCCUUGGAAGUCAUUUCAAGGCCAAGAGACCUUGAUCUGCAGUGUAAGUCAGCCAGUCAAUAGGGCAGAAAAGCAAAAACCCAGCUCUCUGGGUCAUGUUCUGUCAAUAGCCAGAUUCUUCUCCAUGUGCACUAUGUGGGCCUCUUAUCAUCUGCUUGACCACCUUUAUUAUUUGAGGAUUUAUGUAGAUCACAGUGGCCAAACCUUUUUCUCAAUAAAGAGUCCCAAUGGAUGUUCAGUCAAUCUUUUGUCUAUAUGCAGGCUUGUUCCCAAACUACCUCUUUAAAGUGAUUCUUCCUAUGCUGGUCUUUAAGCCCUGCCCUCUUUGGUGCUAAAUCCAGUUGUGCCUCAAAGCAGAGGAAACAAACCUGCUAUCUUGUUGGCCCUUUGUCUUGAAGUUUGUACUUUCUCUGUGAGUGCCAAUUAAAUAGGGGAGAACAAGGUAUGUGUAUUUUGGUGGCUUUGAACCAAGAGGGAAUUUAAGCCUAUUGAAUGGAGACUAAAAACCUAAGAAACCAACUUUAGAACUUUGCUUUUCUUAUUCAUUCCGCUGUGCUGGUUUUUUGCACUACACAGUGAAUGACAGGUACGGACAGAGCCCAAUAUCAAGGUGCAAAUAGCUUGCUGUCCUCUCAGAAGGCAAGGAAACCGGGGAGGAUACAGAAACCACACUUUGUGUUGACCCUCGUGCUCUCUAGCAAUCUCCAGAUGAGCUACAAUAAAACAACUUCCAGGGACUGAGGUGCAGAUCAGAGUGGAUCGUUUACCUGAUGUAUGCUAGGCCCUGUGCUUAACCCACAACACCCUAAAAAUAAAGCAUAAACUAUCAGAAACAGGACCUUAUCAAUGAGGUGAGAAGAAACAAGGCUAGUUAGGACAAGGUGCUAUGAAUCUGAAAUAAGAGAAACCUCACUUUGACAUGGUUCUUUAGGGUAGCUUCAGGUUAGAAAUAGUCUACCGCACAACCUAAACUUGAGAUCCCUGAACUAGGUUGCUGGAGAAUGUGGUUAGUGCAGAAUAGAGGUAAGCUGAAGUCCCGUCCUCUUGAACUUUAAUUCCCAGCCUUUGUGUUUAUUUUAUCUUAAGGUCUCCUUUCUUUUGUGGGAAGACAUCUGAAUUUCUUUAGCCCCUGCCCCACUUUUCCCUUUCUGUCUUAUCUCCCAAAGAUCUCUCUCGGCUUCCUGAUGCAUUAGGCACUGCUACUGCCGUGGUUAUAAUUACCUAACUAGAACUUGGCAUUUACAAACCAGGUAGAGAUCCCAAGUUUGCUUCAAGAAUUUCUAUAAAACUGGUGAAGGACUAGCUUCCCCAGAGUUACAGAUCCUAGGUACUAACUCGAGUCCAAGACGGAUGAACACUCAACACAUUGCCCACACAUAGAACCUCAAAAUUCAACAAUUUUCUUCACUACCCCUAUGGCAGGGUUGUCCCAAACUCCCUUUCCUUAUUAGAAUCAAGAGUGGAGCAGGGUGUACGUGUCAUUUAACCUUGAGCCUGCCCUUUCCAGCCACCUCAGAAGAUACAUCUAAGUGACAAGUCUGCAUUUGAUGUAAUGCCUUAAUCACUAGGUUUACGUUCAUGUUGACUGUUUCAGAGACUGUAAGCUCCCGGAGAGCAGGAUUGCUGUAAUGGGGAUAUUUUAAGUGUUGUGUGAAAGAGAACAAAAUAAAUACCUUGAUUUUGUGAUUA
Molecule: messenger RNA, 3716 nt
Organism: Meriones unguiculatus (Mongolian gerbil)
Lineage: Eukaryota; Metazoa; Chordata; Mammalia; Rodentia; Muridae
Gene: Slc31a1
Product: solute carrier family 31 member 1
Exons: 5
Coding region: 210-785 (191 amino acids)
Biological process (GO): copper ion transmembrane transport
Cellular component (GO): membrane
Molecular function (GO): copper ion transmembrane transporter activity
Source: RefSeq, a predicted model, not a curated record